Messenger RNA from Oreochromis aureus, 2833 nucleotides. RefSeq names its product proline-rich basic protein 1 (gene prob1). The coding region runs from base 65 to 2107 and encodes 680 amino acids. Lineage: Eukaryota; Metazoa; Chordata; Actinopteri; Cichliformes; Cichlidae. The transcript has 5 exons. Gene Ontology annotation, cellular component: nucleoplasm. The record is from RefSeq and is a predicted model, not a curated record.
CCAGGUUCAUAAUGGAUAUGAGGAAGUUUUUUCAAAAACAGGAGCCACAUUCAGAGACACAAUCAUGAGUGGCCACGAGGACACAACAAGAGGAGGAGGUGGGCGGGGCAUCUUCCUCAGCGCUCACCGCUGCCCUGAAGCCGAUGUGCUGCCUCAUCAAACUGCUGAGGCACAAAUCCUUCCACUUUGUUGUCUAGUUCCUGCAGAGAAGAGCUCUGAGUUCACCUGCACAGGUGAGGCAGAUUACCUGGACUUCUGCUCCACACAUUGCUCCGAGGCAGACGAGGAGGUGGAAGACGAGGGGAGUGUCAGCGACUGGUCGGAGGAAGAUCUCUCACUCCACUUCUCUCCCUCUGUCCUCAUCCAAUCAGAUGAUGAAACGUCUGAUCCAGAGAGUGGCUUUGAGUGUGUUGACAUCACCAUAGAGACACAGGUAAAAGGUCAGGAUGCAGAGGGGCUAAAGAUGGUGCCUAAACGGCAGAUUCACCUGAAGAAGAAGAAGGACGGCGAGGACAGCGCUGAACAGGUGAUACUGAAGGAUGUUCCUGCUGAGGGCAGAGGAAUUAACAACGAUGCGUCAGCUAAUGAGCUGCUGCGUCCCACUACUCGUUCACGGCCUGAACUAUUACUACGGCAACACAGUAUGCCCACCUCCUUUCACGCCACCUCAAAUACCAGCAGUGAUGUUGAGAGCUACGGGGUCUACAAGGGCCUGAUUGCAGGGGCUGGCCAAGGGCUCCUGACUGGAGGAAACUCACAGCGUCUUCAGAAGUCGUUUUCUCUGGAUGAAACCAAAACAAAGAUGGCAUCCUGCCUCAUUAAGAACGUGCUGUCGAAAAAGAUGCAGGUGGAACAGUACAACCUGAAGAAGAAUCUGGAGGUAUCACCUGUCCUGCCUCUGGAGCAUCAGACAGGAGGAGGCGGGGUCAGAGCUCCGGUUCACGUGGUGAGAGACGUGAGGAGUUUAGUUAAACACACAUACGGCCACUCAUUUGCCACAUCAGCUGCGUCACGAGACAACAAGUCAACAAGCUGCAAAACAGUUGGCCAGGAGGAUAGCCCUCCCCCCACUUACCAGCAGGCUGUGGGGGUCAAAGGUCACUUCUCCAAGGUUGCUGUGUCUUUCAGCCAAUCACAAGACAAGAAGCAGAGUAAAUCAUCCAGACAGCCGAUGACACAGCAGAGACGAGGAAGUGAGCCGAUUAUCAGCCGAGGUUUAGAGCACUUAGACCCACCCACUUUGAAGCCCAACCCAUCAGCGAGAGCUGUGACUCCACCUUCCCACCAGGGCACCCGGCCACUGCUCGGUGCUCAGGAACAGAGCUCCAUCCUGGGUGUGUCCUCUCCGUCUGCCCCUGGCUCCUCCCAGCACCUCCUGCAGAUCCCCUUACCCAGCAGCCUGCACCCUCACUUGGGGAAGGCUGGCUAUGUCCACACCCCUUUGAGCUACAUCCAGACCCAGCAGUCCACACCUGGUCCAAGCAUCCACCUGCCCUGUAGGUCCGAGGAGUUCCAGAACCAGCAAACGGGAAACUUCUCUGAACAAGUGGACCCGACCAAAACACAACGAGAGCGAGAGGGUCUGAGCGGGACAGCAACGCCUCCGAGCCAGAACCAACCAGAGCUUCAGCAGCAACACCUGCAUCCACAGCCGUUUCUGUGCAGCGUUCCCAGUCUCUUACCUGCACAGGUAUCUGGGGACUUCCUUGUCGAUGUGUUGGGCUCUGCUGCAGCACCUGGAGCCUUCGUCAGAGUUCCCGCCCCAUGUCAACUGAUGUUAGACCCUAAAAGUGCGCGGUUCUUCUAUGCUGACACGUGCCUGCAGCAUCAGAGGAAGAUGCUCCUGGAUCCAGAAACUGGACAGUUCUUCCAGGUGUUCUUACCUCUAGCUGGCUCCGCCUCCAGUGCUGCCAUGUUCCCAGUGGCCUGUGCUAACCCCGCCCCCACUGUGAUCCAGGUGGGCGCCACUAACCCCAUGUUGCUCUCAGUGAUGCCGUUCCAGCGAGCAGUGGGCGUGUCCUCAUUUUACGGCCUUCCUGUCACUGUGAUGGCGUCAAACCAACAGCACAGCGAUGACAUCACACACACUUUGUCUGGUCAUCACUGAUCAUUGAUCAUUGCUUUGAUAUUGAUUUGUAUUUGUUUGCACUCUGUGAUAUCACAUGUUUGAGUUUUGUACUUUUCAUCACAAACACACAAUCAGCAAAAACAUUUAUUGAUUAUUGAUUGAAACAUUGUAAAAAGAAAAAACAUCAAAUUCACUCAAAGAAAACAAAACACACCAAUACUGGAGACAAACUGGGACUUGUACUAGGAACCAGUCAGUCCAACUGCUUAUGUUAAAAAAUACAAACUUAAUAUUGAUUGAUUCAUACUGAUUAAUACUGACCAGUAUUGGCUAAUAUUGAUCAACACAUUUUUAAAACCUAUGUGAUUUUCUCACUGCACUCUCUCUUGUUUUUAUGCAAUGGCACAAUUUUUUAUGGGACAGCCAAUGCUGAUGCUCACCUGUACUGUUCUGAAUCUGAUUUUAACCCAGCCCUCCAUCUUUGACCCUCUAAACACGAGUGAGAGCACGAGUGAAAGUGUACACUAACGAUAUGGAGUCAUGAUUAAAGUCAUGUAACUAAAGAUACUGCCAUCGGAAACCUGUUGAAGUCACGUGACUUCCUCAGGUGGACUUUAUUUGGAACAUACCUGUAUCUAAUUAACUUUAUUCUGAUUUUGUGAUCUGAUGUAUCUGAAAAGCAUUGCAGUCGGCCAUCGAUGUUGUUGCCAUGGUAAAAAAGGUGAAGUGCAGCUUAAACUGUAAUAAAAUCAACAGUUCCAUUUC